AUGGAAGGAUCGGCUCUACCAUGCUUAAGGUGUCAAGGGCUCAGCUCUACCCCUUUGACAGAGGAUGCCUCUACCUUCUGCACUUCCCUCACCGAGGACCUCAAGGGGCUCGAGCUGUCGCUGGCGAAGGACUCCAUCUCCCUCAGGUGGUUCGUCGAAGCGAUGAGCGUCUUGAAGAGGAUGCAGGUGAGACUCCUUGCCCUGCUGAAGAAAUCUGAGUUGCCGAUCUCGUGCGAAGCCGAAGACUGGUUUGAUCAGUACAUGCAAGAGUCUGCGUCUCUAUUAGAUUUCUGCAACUCAAUGAAGUCUGCCCUUUCCGGGAUCAACCGGUCUCGCAUGGCUUUAAAGCUCGCAGUCCAUAAACUAAGCGAAGACAACGAGUUCGGAUUGGAAAGAUUACAGAAAGCUCAUGAGGAAAUUUUAGAUUUCAGAAUAGAGAAGGAAAGAUUAGGACUAGCUAAAGGUGGAAUUUUGCUCGGAGGAAAUGGAGGAGACGACAAGAACAUGGCAAUCGUGAUGCUUGCUGCUAAAACCACUGUGACAGUCUUGUCAUGGUUUAUGAUUUCAGCAAUGAUUUCUCCUGUUCCGGUUAAUAUGGAAGACAAGGAGCUGACUUCAUCGAUCCCCGAGCUGCAGCAGUGCAUGGAGAUGCUUACAGAGCUGACCGGAAGCUUUGACAAGCGGAUUUCGAGCCUCGGCAUCGGUCGGGAAGUUGCUCUGGUCGAGCAUGAGAUGGUGAACGAGGCAGUCGAGGAGUUACAGGCGGCGGAGAAGAACAGCCAUAGUUUCCUCAGUGGUCUGGAGAAGUUGAGAACAAGGUCAUUUGAGCUGAAGGAGGGGAUCGAGAGGCUCGGCACAGUAGUGGAUGAGGUGUUCGAGGAGGCCAUCAGAGGAAGGAAUGAGAUGCUUGACAUCUUCAGGAAUGCAACUCUUUGA
Musa acuminata AAA Group (dessert banana) is the source of this 936-nucleotide messenger RNA. Its product is annotated as protein BPS1, chloroplastic-like. Bases 1 to 936 code for a protein of 311 amino acids. The transcript has a single exon. The record is from RefSeq and is a predicted model, not a curated record. NCBI's taxonomy places the organism in Eukaryota, Viridiplantae, Streptophyta, Magnoliopsida, Zingiberales, Musaceae.